Arabis nemorensis is the source of this 300-nucleotide messenger RNA. Lineage: Eukaryota; Viridiplantae; Streptophyta; Magnoliopsida; Brassicales; Brassicaceae. The record is from the annotation of a GenBank genome assembly.
AUGAGAGCCGUGUGGGGAGAGGACGCGUCUGAAUUCAAACCAGAGAGAUGGAUCUCUGAAAGAAAUGGAGGCUUAAAACACGAACCUUCUUUCAAGUUCUUCGUGUUUAACUCUGGUCCUAGAAAUUGCUUGGGGAAAAAUCUGUCUUUCUUACAAAUGAAGACAGUGGCUGUUGAGAUCAUACAAAAUUAUGACAUCACAAUCGCUGAAGGGCACAAGAUCGAGCAAGUUCCUUCAAUGGUCCUUCACAUGAAACAUGGACUCAAAGUCAUAGUUUCUAAGAGAUGUUUGGCUUCAUAA